Messenger RNA from Phytophthora infestans T30-4, 615 nucleotides. RefSeq lists its product as uncharacterized. NCBI's taxonomy places the organism in Eukaryota, Oomycota, Peronosporomycetes, Peronosporales, Peronosporaceae. The record is from RefSeq and is a predicted model, not a curated record. Bases 1 to 615 code for a protein of 204 amino acids. The transcript has a single exon.
AUGUCCCGCGCUACUUUCUCAAUCGCUGUGGUUGCGACCGCUAUUGCCGUCGCGAACGCCCGUCCGACGUACGUCGCUCGCUUGCCGAACGGUGACAACGUGUCCGGUGUGGCCGCCCUAGGCCACACGAACCCCGACGGUGGAGGUGCCAACAACGACUUCGGCCUCGACUUCGCUAGCGCCGGUGAAUCGUGGACGACGGAAUUCUGCCAGCAGGACUCGGAUGGUGAUGGCCAGACCAACGGCCAGGAGCUCGGUGACCCGUGCUGCGAGUGGGCGCAGGACUCGAACGCCGUCGUGCGCUGGAGCGAGGGCAUCUCGCACCCGGGCGACUCGUCCUCCACGUCGGAUGAAUCGCUGUGGGCCGACGUCACCUGCGGCUCUUCUACCUCCAACUCGACGUCCACCACCACGGGCUCGGGAUCUAGCGCCAGCACUGUGGACGCGGGCUCGCCCACGACCACUGACGCGGAUGCCACCACGUCAGGUUCCACUACCGCGGCCGCUUCGAGCGACGCUGCUGCUUCGUCGUCGUCUAGUGCGGCUUCAGCUGUGACUCCGGCCAUGUACUCGGCUGUGGGUGUCGCCGCUACCAUCGUUGCCUUCUUCGUUUAA